UUUACUUCCGUCCUUUUCCAUUUAGCUGGACAAACAUCGUUGAGUUAGUCGGCCGGGUCGUGUGGGUUUAGAGUGAAAAAAAAAAAAAACUAUCGUGGGAUUUUGGGCUGGAGAACCUAGAAGUGCGGUGUUUGCUGGAGGCGUGGAAGCGCUUUUCCAGCGGACUGCCUGCAUCCCGGAGCCAUCAGACGACAGACACUUCGCCUCCUCGCUGCUGGUCCAUUUCUUGGCGGUUGAACCACAAGCUUUGUUUUGCGGGACCAGUCCGCCGCUCCGUGCGCUAUGUAGAGGAGUGAACGGCGUGCUGGCGGUAGCUGUAACACGUUUAUCGGCUUUUUAGUUUUAAACACCGUGCCUUGGCGGAAAGGAGAGGAUUUCGUUUUAUUUAAGGUCCAGUGAAGAUGAAUGAGCAGGAGAGUGGGGUGGUCUCCUUCGAUGAGUAUGUGCGGCAGAAGGCCCGCACAGUGCCUCAGCACAGGAUGAAAGAGUUCCUGGAGUCCCUGGCCAAGGGCCCCGAGGUGCUGCAGGAGUUCAGCCAGCAGGGAGGGGCAGUAGCCACAACCACGGCCAUGGUGUACCAGCAGCAGGGAGCCAACUGCAUCUACACUGACAGCACCGAGGUGGCCGGCUCUCUCCUGGAGCUCGCCUGCCCAGUUCAGGUGACGUCGACAGAGAUUUCACCCCAACUGACUGUGCAUCAAGGCUCUGAAGAGCAGCUCCAAGUGCAGGUUCAGAUCCAGGAACAGCAGGGCCAAACGGUGGAGCAGGUCCUUCAGGUGGCCUCCGACUCUCAGCAGGACCUGCAGGGAAUCUCAACAGCCCAGCUUGUGCAGCAGGCCGAGCUCACUGAGGAGCAGCAACAGCAGAUUCAGGCACAGCUGGUGGCUGCUGUGGCGGGAGGACAGCAGAUCCAGCUGUCGAGUGGCCAGCAAAUCCAGUUACAGGGAACCCAGCAUAUUCAGCUCCCGGGAGGUCAGCAAAUUCAGCUUCAGCCCGGCCAGCAGAUUCAGCUACAGGGUGGCCAGCAGAUCCAGAUCCAGACCAUAGAGGCCAUGUCUCCUCCUCAGCAUCAGGAGUCUCUCAGGGAGGCUGAGAGGAGGCCCGGCUCUGCCACUGUUCUCCAACCGGCCAAAAAGCGCAAGGUGGAUGUCCCUCUGGCCGUUUCCUACGCCGUCCCGCAGGGGCAGCAGGUCGCCACUGUCCUCACCAUCCCGCAGGGGCAGCAGCAGAGCUACGUGUCGCUGCGACCGGACCUGCUCACUGUCGACAGCGCUCAGCUGUACAGCACCACGGGAACAAUCACGGGUCCCACGGGCGAGACCUGGACCAUCCCGGUCUACUCCACUCCGCAGCAACAGGGCGUCACUCACAUCGCAAUCCCGCAGGAGACGUACAGCACGGUGCAAGUCACUACCACCAACGGGAAGGAGAAAAUGUCCCCCGGUUCCUCCUCGAGGUCUGCAGACCUGCAGCCGGCCUCGGCCGCAACGCAGGAAGAGAUCGUACAGACGUUGUUCCCUGCGCAGUUCAUGAACGGAAACAUUCACAUCCCCGUGGCGGUGCAGACGGUGGGAGGGACUUACAACACCACUCAGUCGGUGCACAUCUGGGAUCCGAGUCAACAGCAGAUCCAAGGCGAAGAGGGACAAGAGCAGCAGCUCCAUCUGCAGGGUCAAAUAGAGGCGGAGGCUCAACCACCGACAGAAAUCCUGGUUCCCGUCUCUCUGAAGCCUGACGAGGGUCUGGAGGUGUGGCGUCUCUGGGCGGAGCGAAAAAACGAAGAGCUGAGCAAACGAGAGAAAACGUUUGCCCCCAUAGGCCGUCGUCAGCCGCUGCGUUUUCAGGAGGACUUGGUUUCCAGCGCCGUAGCGGAGUUGAGUCUGGGUCUUUCUCUGAUGACUCAGGAGGCGCGAGGGUCCGAAGACGAGCAGUUUGCGCCCGAUGUUCUCUAUUAUGUUUUCUUGUGCAUACAGAAGUAUCUGUCGGAAAACGGACGAGUGGACGAUAUCUUCUCUGAUCCGUACUACACACGCUUCUGUGAGAGUUUGCACAAAAUCCUGUGUGACUGGAGACCCAGCGUCCACCCUUUAGGUUACAUCAUUCCGAGUCACGUGACAGAGGAGAUGCUGUGGGAGUGUAAACAGCUCGGCGCUCAUUCACCGGCCACAUUGCUCACGACGCUCAUGUAUUUCAACACUAAGUAUUUUCGCCUGAUAACACCCGAACAGCACUUGAAAGUAGCCUUCUCGAAGGUUCUAAGACACACAAGGAAGAACCCAGCCAACGCCAAGGACAAAGCAACCAGUAUUCGCCUUCUCAAAGGACAAGGUCCCAACAGUGCCGUACAGAAAGGAACAGAUGACAUGUAUGAGGAACAGAUCGAAGAUCCUGAGAAUCCUCUCCGCUGUCCCAUUAAACUUUACGACUUUUACCUCUUCAAAUGUCCCCAAAGCGUGAAAGGACGUAACGAUGCGUACUACAUGACCCCGGAGCCUGUGGUGGCGCCGAACAGCCCCAUGUGGUACUCCUCUCAGCCCCUCACAAACCAGCAGGUGGAGCAGAUGCUGGCCCGCAUCAUCGUGGUCAGAGAGAUCCAGGAGAUCAUCGGCACCACCCAGGAGAACAUGAGCUAAGACGAGCGAGCGAGAGAGAGAGAGACGGCAGACUGGACUCAACGGUGUUGACUAUGCAGUACCAUCCUGACUCUAUAAACCUCAAUAGCCAUCAAAUAAAAUGGA
Salarias fasciatus (jewelled blenny) is the source of this 2738-nucleotide messenger RNA. RefSeq names its product glutamine-rich 1 (gene qrich1). The transcript has 12 exons. The record is from RefSeq and is a predicted model, not a curated record. The coding region runs from base 402 to 2633 and encodes 743 amino acids. NCBI's taxonomy places the organism in Eukaryota, Metazoa, Chordata, Actinopteri, Blenniiformes, Blenniidae.